This is a messenger RNA of Emiliania huxleyi CCMP1516, 1959 nucleotides long. RefSeq lists its product as hypothetical. Gene Ontology annotation, molecular function: hydrolase activity, hydrolyzing O-glycosyl compounds. The record is from RefSeq and is a predicted model, not a curated record. The coding region runs from base 1 to 1959 and encodes 652 amino acids. Lineage: Eukaryota; Haptophyta; Isochrysidales; Noelaerhabdaceae. Gene Ontology annotation, biological process: carbohydrate metabolic process. The transcript is spliced from 12 exons.
AUGAUGACGCCCACUCUGCCCAUCCUACUCAUCCACUCCGCCGCCGCGUGGGCGCCCGACGCGCCUCGUUACUGGCCAAAGUAUGGCGGCAGCCGCCAGGUCCGCCUCCUCGACGGCGCUUGGCGCUACGGCUUCAUCGACGGCUGGGAUUCGGGCUUCGACUCGAUGAAUGCCAGCUUCAGGCCGUCGGACGGCGCGACGCCAAACAUGACGAGCGUCCCCUCCUGCAUGGACGUCGUCGCCGGCGGCGCGGGCGGCUACCUCGGCCCUCGCGGCGUCGGCCUCUUUCGGACCUCCUUCCGCAGCCCCGCGGCCGGCUCGGCCGUGCGGCUGCAGUUCCAGUCGUGCUCCUUCUACUGCCGCGUGUGGGUCAACGGGAGGGAGGUGGGCGACCACCUCGCCGGCGGCUACGUCGCCUUUGCCCUCGACGUGCCUGCAGACGCCCUCUCUCCCGACGGCGGCGGAGAGAACGAGCUCUUCCUCCCGGAGGCGCCUCAUAAAAGCCGCUCGCUCGCAGACAACCGCUUCAACGCGACCACGGCGCCGAUGCACACGGGGGGCGACUUUUGGCACUACGGCGGGAUCACGCGCUCGGUCGAGCUGCACGCUGUGCCGGAGGCGGGACCGCUCCUGUGGCGGGCGCAUGUGGUGCCGUCCUCGUCGGCGGUGGAGGCAGAGCAGCCCGACGGCGCGCCGGCGGCGGUGGACAUCUCCCUCGUGCUGAGCGGCGUCGAGGGCGGGCGGGAGGAGCUCAAAGGGCAGGGAGAGCUCGGCGGGAAGGCAGAGUCUGGAGGGGCGGUAGGUGCCGCAUGCCCCGCGCCCGUCUACUACUUCUCCCUCGCCUUCGACGGCGGGGAGGCGGUGGCGAGGAACGGCACCGCGUCGGGCGGGACGGUGCGUCUUGAAGGCGUGCCGGUGCCGGACGCGAAGCCGUGGUCUCCGGAUGCGCCGCACCUGCACACGCUGACGGCCACCCCGCGGCGGGCAGCUGCGUGGCUCUUCCGGGGCCGUUGCGGGACCUUUCCAGGAGGCCUCCCUGCGACGGCGCGACUCACCCUCAACGGAGAGGUUGCCAAGCUGGUUGGCUGGAACCACCACACACAGUGGCCGGCGAGCCCGACCGACGAGCAGCUCGACGCCGACAUCGCGCUGCUCCGCAAGGGCGGCGCCAACCUCGUGCGGGGAGCGCACUAUCCGCACGACCCCCGCUGGCUGGACCGGCUCGACGAGGCUGGGAUCCUCUUCUGGUCCGAGACGCUCGGCCCUGCGGUCAGCGUCGCAAACACGAAGGACUGGGCCUUCUUCAUGGUGCACCAGAAGCGGCAGCUCUCCGAGAUGAUCGACAACGCCAUCAACCACGCGGCGGUCUUCGCGUGGGGCUGGAGCGGAGCCUGCUACGAGCACGCGAGCCUCGUCGCCUUCAACGACUACCCCGGCUGGUACUCGUCCAAGUCGCCGCGUGUGUGGGACGGCUUCGCGGCGGCGGUGGCCGAGGGGACGACGGCGAGCGGCCGCCACACCGUCGGCAAGCCGAUGAUGAUCUCAGAGACGGGCGCCGCCCUCCCUCGCGCCGGGGGCGUGUACGAGUGGGGCGACAACGCGACCGCGUCAAAGUGGACGCUGCAGUACCAGUCGGCGGUGAUCGGCGAGGACGUCGACGUGGCGUUGGCCAACGACCGCAUCUCGGGCAUCAGCUUGUGGCACUUUUAUGACUUCAAGGAGAACGGCACCCACUGCACCUACGACCACCCGCCGCCCACCACCUUCGAGGAGCUCCGCCGGCUCGGCCCGCCAAAUUGCACCGCCAUCGCGCCAACCUUCCGGCCCGGAGGCACCAACCACAAGGGCGUGCUCGACUUCUGGCGGCGGCCGAAGCCGGCGUUCGCGAUGGUGGCGGCAAAGUACCGCGCGGCGACGGGCAGGCCCACUGCCUCAGAGUCUGCGAUUAUUGUCCAGUAA